Messenger RNA from Hymenoscyphus albidus, 2087 nucleotides. Lineage: Eukaryota; Fungi; Ascomycota; Leotiomycetes; Helotiales; Helotiaceae. The record is from the annotation of a GenBank genome assembly.
AUAACUUCCCGAUAAUGCGAGAGAAUAUUUUUCUUCUCCAUCUCAUUCUUUUCUGCUUUACCGUUAUUUCCUUCUUUCACUUCAACCACACUCUUUCAACUACAUUCGCUUAACUAUACGUUAAUCUUUGCCCUAUUAUUUUUCGGAUUUUUUAUUUAUUUUAUUCAGACGUCAAAAUGCAGCUCCUCAACUUUCCAACCACUCUCCUUCUCCUCACUUCCGCAGUGGCUGUGACCGCCGCUCCUGCUCAGUACGAUUAUCCUUCUUGUAGCUCGUUCUAUCGCACUAACUAUCUUCUAGGUCUUCCGAAAAAGCAGGAAUUGAAGCUCGUGACCCCAACGCGCCCAUUGAUAAAUUACUCAAGUCAACCGGAUACAGACCUUUCAACCCUGGCCACAUCAAGAAAACAACUCCAAAGGCAACUCGUCGUUCCGUAUCUCGUCGUGACACUGGAGCUAUUAAAGCUAGACAGUACCCAGCUCCUGCUCCUGCCUAUCCUGGCUAUGCCUACCCAGCUGCUCCGGCUUAUCCUGCCUACCCACAAGCCGCUGCACCAUAUUACCCACCGGCUGCUGCUACUCCCUACUCCGCUGAGGCUGCUGUUCCAGCAGAGCCAGAAACAGCCUCUGAAUCCGAAUCCGACCGCGAGGAGGCGGGUGAAAUCUCAUCUGGGGACGACCGCGAGGAGGAAGCCAAGAAGGAAGCCGAGAAGGCUGCUAAGGCUGCAGCAGCACCAGUUCGUCGAAGUCUUAACUACAGAUUUGUCGGCCGCCGUUCCGUGGCUCGUCGCGACAACAGAGCUGUCCGAGCUCGACAGGAGCCAGCGCCNCUGCAGCAGCACCAGUUCGUCGAAGUCUUAACUACAGAUUUGUCGGCCGCCGUUCCGUGGCUCGUCGCGACAACAGAGCUGUCCGAGCUCGACAGGAGCCAGCGCCAGAAACAGUCGACCCGGCGGGUCAGCCUAUCGAAGAGGACUCUGAUUUCUCUGAAUCUGAAUCUGAGUCCGAAUCUGACCGUGAGGAGGCGGGUGAACUCUCAUCUGCAUCCGAUCGUGAGGAGGCUGCUGAGAAGGCUGAGGCCGCACCAGUUCGUCGAGGUCUUAACUACAGAUUCAUCGGCCGCCGAUCUGUGGCUCGUCGUUCCACCAGGGCUCUCGCAGCUAGACAAGAACNCUGCAUCCGAUCGUGAGGAGGCUGCUGAGAAGGCUGAGGCCGCACCAGUUCGUCGAGGUCUUAACUACAGAUUCAUCGGCCGCCGAUCUGUGGCUCGUCGUUCCACCAGGGCUCUCGCAGCUAGACAAGAACCAGCACCAGAAACAGUCGACCCAGCUCCGGCUGAAGUAGACACUGAUAUCUCCGAAUCUGAAUCCGAAUCCGAAUCCGACCGUGAGGAGGCGGGUGAACUCUCAUCUGAAUCCGACCGUGAGGAGCAAGCCGAUGAGGAAGCCGAGAAGGCAUCUCAGUCUAUCACUCGUCGUGGUCUUAACUACAGAUUCAUCGGNACUCUCAUCUGAAUCCGACCGUGAGGAGCAAGCCGAUGAGGAAGCCGAGAAGGCAUCUCAGUCUAUCACUCGUCGUGGUCUUAACUACAGAUUCAUCGGCCGUCGAUCCGUGGCUCGUCGUGCCACUGGCGCUAUCGCAGCUAGACAGGAGCCAGGACCAGAGCCCAACGUCGAAACGGUUGAGGCUGAAGAGGAGAAGUCCUCUGAAUCCUCCUCCGAGUCUUCUGAGUCUGAGUCUGAGGAAACAGCCGCACCAGUCGUUCGUCGGGGUAUCAGCCGUCGUUCUGUAUUCCGCCGUGACACUGGGGUUAUCGCAGCUAGACAAGAACCGGAACCCAACACAGUCGACCCGGUUCAGAUUGAUACAGAGGACUCUGAGUCUUCUCUCUCUUCCGAGUCUGAGUCUGAGGAGUCAGGCCGCGCAAUUGCUCGUCGCGACUUUGGAGACAUUCAUGGAGGAGAUCCGUUAAUACACGCUGAGAAUGACGAGUCUGAAGCUGAGUCUGAACGCGAGGAAAAGGAGGAUGAGCUCAGCAGUGAGUCUGAAUCUGAAUAUGAGAACGCGCUUGACGGACCAGCUGCAUGA